UUGGCGCAAGAUGUAUGUGUGACAGUAGAUGUGCAGUCACAAUUCACCACGACAACACUUAAGGCGAAAAGCUUGAGACCGAUUGUUGAUACUAUUUUUUAAAUUACUUAUGCCAAGUUGUUUUUUUCCUUUAGUCAUCAUCACUACUGGAAAAGUUCUUAAUCAACUUCACAUCUUUUGACCAGCUGCAUGUGAUCAAGCUACAUUUUCCUAGUCAUGAAUCUAUCCCACGAGAUCGUCUACUUUGGAAAGUCAUCAGGUAACUUCACUGAAAUGAAGAACCUUAACAUGACUAUGUCCAGUGACUACAACGACACCAUCUUCAUGCUGAACAAUGUCACACUGAUGGACAUCGUCAGCAACAUGACCAACAUCACCGCUGGGGACGACAGCUCCAUGCAGACGGCCAAACUGGUGGAGAAGAUCUGCAGCCAGAUGCUCCCCAUCGUGUGCAUCUUCGGCAUCCUCUGCAACAUCCUCAACCUGCUGAUCCUCACAGAACGCUACCUCAAGGAGUCGCCGUACUCCUACCUGACCGCCAUGGCUACCACGGAUCUCUGUGCCCUCAUCCUGACAUUCAUCUUCGCCAUGUUUUCCAUGAAGAAUCCAAACAGUUACUACUGGAAGUUCUACGACGCUCAUCUCUACUAUCCUCUCGUGAACAUCUGCUGCAACUCCAGCGUCUGGUUCAUCGUAUUGCUGACCAUUGACCGCUUCCUCUUCGUCCACAAUCCUCUGUGGGCCAAGGCCAAGUGCGACCGCAUGGGCGCACUCAUCAAGAUCUGCGUCGUCCUGGUUCUCAUCAGCAUCAUCAACAUCCCGCGGUUCCUCACCUUCAAGGUGUGGUACAGAGUGGACGACUCGGGCUUCACCUACCAGCUCGCCUCGACCGAGUUCCGGCAUACGUAUGCCGCAUUCAUCAUCACAUGGUCCCACAGCAUCAUCAUCAACUUCAUCCCGCUGACCAUCCUCAUGACUUCCAACAUCUACAUCGUGUAUGCCGUGCAGCGCGCCCGUGUCCAGCGCCAGAUCAUGAAAAUCGGCAACAACAAGGAAGCCACGUGGCACCGCGAGCAGAUGCGUCUCACAGUCACCCUCAUCAGCAUCGUGUGUCUCUUCGUCAUCUGCAUCAUGCCGUCGGCCUUCGCAGACCGGCCGGUCGCCUGGGCACUCUACGGGAAGUUCAUAUACAGCACAUCCACCGAGCUCAUGAAGUCAGCUCCAUACAAGAUUCUGCAGGCCAUCUCCAACCUGCUGCUCAUCUGCAACCUGUCGCUGAACUACGUGCUGUAUUGUGCGUUCAAUGACAAGUUCCUGCGCGUUUUCAAGACAAUGGUUCUCAGGUGGGUGAAGGUGAUUCGCAGAACCAAGAUCCGGGAGGAGCUGUAUAACAAGUUGAUGAACAGAAGGUCUCUCAAUGGUCAGGUUUCGAUGGCGUUAAGCGCCAUGUCCAUGACCAAUGGCUGCAACAGCCAGAUGACGAAGAUGAGCACAUCAAAGAGUGAUUCUUUUCUCAGGGAGGACCUGACACUGUAAGCGGGUGUCAGUCCAUGUUGUGAUCACAUUUACAAAGAACAGUUUGUCAUGUGAGAUAUGGAUCACGUUACAAUCACAUUUACAAAGAACAGUUUGUCAUGUGAGAUAUGGAUCACGUUACAAUCACAUUUACAAAGAACAGUUUGUCAUAUGAGAUAUGGAUCACGUUACAAUCACAUUUACAAAGAACAGUUUGUCAUGUGAGAU
Molecule: messenger RNA, 1743 nt
Organism: Gigantopelta aegis
Lineage: Eukaryota; Metazoa; Mollusca; Gastropoda; Neomphalida; Peltospiridae
Product: probable G-protein coupled receptor B0563.6
Exons: 2
Coding region: 217-1536 (439 amino acids)
Biological process (GO): G protein-coupled receptor signaling pathway
Cellular component (GO): membrane
Molecular function (GO): G protein-coupled receptor activity
Source: RefSeq, a predicted model, not a curated record